This is a messenger RNA of Xylona heveae TC161, 2180 nucleotides long. Its product is annotated as putative L-fucose-proton symporter. Lineage: Eukaryota; Fungi; Ascomycota; Xylonomycetes; Xylonales; Xylonaceae. The record is from RefSeq and is a predicted model, not a curated record. Bases 450 to 1895 code for a protein of 481 amino acids. The transcript has a single exon. Gene Ontology annotation, molecular function: transmembrane transporter activity. Gene Ontology annotation, biological process: transmembrane transport.
GGCGACGAACCAAACUAGAGUACAGUAGUAAGCUCCUCCACCCUUGGCCCCGUACCAACCAGGCCAACUCCAGACUCUGUUCGUCUCGAAUCCGACCCAUUGCUGCCAAUUGCUCCCACCAUCCUCAACCAUGCUCCUCCAAGGUCGUCGACGUGUUCAAAAUCUCUAUAUAAGUCCACCUCCUCUCCCUCAAUUACCAUCAUCAUCAUCCAACAGCAUCUCUCAAUCAAUCAUCAAUACAUUCAUCCAUCCACCGAUCUCAUAAAGCAAUCAAUCCAAUAGUCUCAUCUACAUUUUACUCCAUCUCAAAUCUCCUCACUCAAUCAUCAUUAGAGAGUCAUCUAUCAGACAACAUUACUAAAACAAUCACUCCGCUCGCAAUUCUCAGCACAAACCACAUCUUAAACACUCUGCCAAAGAUCUCCAGAGUCGCUACCAUCACCAAAGAAAUGACUACCGGAGCAUUCCAAGGCCAGCGCCGGCCAUCGGCUGCUGAGGCCAUUGCCAAUGACCGUUCCAAGAAGGCCGUCGAUGACCACACCGUCACCGGCGCUUCUCAGAUCACCACUCGCCAAUCUCUCUUCCCCGUCGCCCUCGUCACCAUUCUCUUCUUCAUGUGGGGUUUCGCCUAUGGUCUUCUCGAUGUCCUGAACAAGCAUUUCCAGGAGGUGCUUGACAUCUCUCGUGCCGAAUCCUCGGGUCUUCAGGCCGCCUACUUUGGUGCCUACUUCAUUGGUCCUCUGACCUACUCGGGAUGGAUCGUGCGCAAGUUUGGCUACCGCUACACUUUCAUGACUGGUCUCUGCAUCUACGGUGUUGGUGCCCUGAUGUUCUGGCCUUCGGGUAUGAAGCGUUCCUUUGGCGGCUUCUGCGGUUCCAUGUUCAUUGUCGGCUCCGGUCUCUCCACCCUCGAGACUUCUGCCAAUCCCUUCAUUGCUACUUGCGGUCCGACCAAGUACUCUGAGAUGCGUCUCAACCUUGCUCAGGCUUUCCAGGCCAUUGGUACCGUCGUCGCUCCCAUCCUCGCUUCGCAGGUCCUCUUCAAGAAUGUUGGCGGUGAGAAUGGCAAGUCCCUUCAGAGCGUCCAAUGGGUCUACCUUGGCAUUGCCAUCUUCGUCUUCUUCCUUGCCGUCGUCUUCUUCUUCGCUCCCAUUCCCGAGGUGACCGACGCCGACAUGGCCGACCAGGCUGAACAGACCUCUGCCGACACCGGUUUCGAGGACAAGCCCCUGCGCAAGCAGUACACUCUCUUCUGGGGUGUCGCUGCUCAAUUCUGCUACGUCGGUGCUCAGGUCGCCAUUGCCGGCUACUUUAUCAACUACGUCACCGAGGUCAAGCCCGGCAUGACUUCUGCCACUGGCUCCAACCAGCUCGCCAUUGCUCAGGGUCUCUUCGCCAUUGGUCGUUUUGUCGCCGGUAUCUCGAUGAAGUUUGUCAAGCCGCGCUACGUCCUCCUCGCCUUCAUGACCGCCAUCAUCGCCUUCAUCUCGGCCGCCAUCGCCACCAAGGGUGACAUCGGUAUCGCCAUGCUCUCGCUCGUGCUCUUCUUUGAGUCGUGCAUCUUCCCGACCAUCUUCACCCUUGCCAUCCGUGGCCUCGGUCGUCACACCAAGCGCGGUGCUUCCUUUGUCGUUGCCUCGGUCUCGGGUGGUGCCGUCUUCCCCCCCAUUCUCGGUGUCGUCUCCGAUGCCCUCAACAGCACCCGCCUCGCCAUGUGUGUGCCCCUGGCUGGCUUCGCCAUUGCCUGGUCCUUCCCCAUCUACCUCAACCUCUUCCAGGCCCAGAAGCUCGAUGGCUUCCGCAACACUCGCGUCGGCAUUGACUCCCCCGAGUCCCACAAGGACGACCUCGAGAAGGGUGGUGCCGUCCAGAUUGAGUACGUUCCUGCUCACUAGUCUGACGAUUCCUCACUCACCUGUACGAUAUCCUAUGGCGUUUCUCUGAUUUGUUUUACGAUCUUGGCGUUUUGGCUCCUGGGUUUCGAUGAUUACGAACUUUGGAAUGCAUCUCAUGUACGGUAUAGCGUAUCUUUUGUCACGAGUCUCAUUUUGGCUACCAUUUUCUGCAUUUUCACUUUUUUUUUUUCGGCAUAGACAUGCUAUAGAGCAUAGAGCUAGAGUCUAGACUGGAGUCUCAUCGGAGCUUCACUUUUUCUUGAGAAAUGCAUCAUUUCAAACACU